AUGCCAUUUAUCCAGGUUGCUGCGAGGGUCAACGAGUCAGUUGGACUACCGUUAGAAGCGGACGGAACACUUCUGCUGUCCACAUUGCGAAACAAAUAUCCAGGCGCAAUAGGACUAAUAUUUAAUGAUCCUGAAAGCAGAGAAGUACUAAAAAAGAUCUUCAAUAUAUUAUCAAAAAACAGGCGUGAAAUGUUAAUCCAUUACAACAAUAAUGUAGAAUAUGACACGGAAGACUCGGAUAUGAAGUUGGUUUAA
Messenger RNA from Clunio marinus, 255 nucleotides. The record is from the annotation of a GenBank genome assembly. Lineage: Eukaryota; Metazoa; Arthropoda; Insecta; Diptera; Chironomidae.